UCAACCCCCAUUUCCUUUCCGUCCCCCUCUCCGCGCCGCCAUGGAUCCCGCCGCCGACGACGGCCGCUCACCUUCACCCGUCACGGACCCAGACGACGGCGACGGCGGCAGCGACAAGCCGCCCACGCGCGUGGAGGUCGUCGGGAAGGCCGCCAUGGAACCCUCGCCGUCGCCGCCGGACUCCACCGUCUCCGACGACCAAGUCGCCCUCUCCUCUCCACCGGGCACGCCCGCCCUGGACCCAGAAGACGGCGGCGGCAGCGACGACCUGACGCGCGCCGUGUCCCUGCUGUCGCUCGCGGAGGCGGGGCUCACCCUCACCGCCCCCGCGCCGUGGAUCCGUCCUCCCACGGUCACCAAGGGUGAACAAGCGGACGCACGCGAGGUUCCUCGUCACCCACACCCAGGCCGGGCUCAUCAUCGGGGCGGGCGGCUCCACUGUCGAGGCACGCUCCGGGGCCCGGGUCAGGCUCUCCCGCCACGACCAGCUCCUCCCCGGCACCGACCGCAGGGUCAUGCUCGUCUACGGCCUGCUCAGCCAGGUCAUGGAUGCCAUGGAUCAGAUCAGGUGAUUUCAUCCUCUCAAGUUGAUCAUUGGUUCUCGCAGGGUGACCAGGUGUCCGACUCUGAGGCCACAGUAGUGCUGGUGGUGCCUCAGCCCUGCUGCGGCAUGCUCAUCGGCAAAGGAGGAUCUGUUAUCAACCAAAAACUCCAAUGAGAUCACCUGUCAACAAGGAUGCCCAAGAAGAAUCUGUCACGAUUGCUGUUGCUGAUGAGCAUAUGGGUGCUGUUAUUGGUCGCGGUGGAAGGAUUAUAAAUGAGAUCAGCAAGGUAUUCUUAUUCAUCAUCACAAACAGUCAAGCAAAACUUUGUUUUUCUACUUGCGCUGCUCAUUGCCCUCUGCUCUGGUUAAGUGUCUAACAUGAAUGAAGUAUCUGUACAGUGCCCGGAAAUCUUGUUUUUGGACCAACUUGUCUCUCUAGAGGUGUUGCGUACGUCCUAGCUACUAGAUGAGUUGUGUUAAGGAAAGAUGGUUUUGUUUGGGUUACUGUCGUCCUAUAUAUAUGCGGUGCUUAAGUAAAGCAAGUCACUUGCAGCAAGAAGAGGGUAGUAGUAGUGUUCCUUACUCGUGAACACUGUAUAUGGCACCAUGCAUGUGGGUCUUCUAUGUAAGCUUGCACCAAUAUAAUUGGCAGGCAGAAGGUUCUCUAGUUUGUUAGUCAUAUAUAUGAUGGGUGGGGUUUGUUUGGGUCAUCAUGAGAUGUGAGGCCUGUUAAAAGUCGUUGGCAUGUGCACUAGGAAGGAAGGAACAUGCGUGCAUGGUGCAGUAAGUAUUAUUCCUGAAUGGUGGUUUAAUUGGUGCUGAGGUCUUUUAAUUUUUUUUAUUUUUUUGGCUUUCCUCUUCUUAUCAAACCUGUACAUAUGUGCAAGGCAUUGGAUAUUUUGGCUGAUCAUUGAGAUUUUGUUUGGAGUUGAGGUGAGCGGAGCAUGGAUCGACAUCUCAGGCAAGGGGGAGUUCAUACCCGGGACUCGCGACAGGUAGCGUUUUGCUGUGCUCAGGUUCUUUGGGUGUGUGGGGGAAAGGAUGCGUGAGUUUCGUUUGCUGAAGCAGCUGGUCGCCUGUACUGUACCGUAUGUAACCUGAGUCAGGUAAAUGGAUGGACGAUGCUGAUCAAUGCUGCUUGACCAAUUUUGCUUGUUAACAUUAACAUUACAUUGGGAUCUUGCAUGUGUUUGCUGCCUGGACGAUGGAUGGAUGGAUGGAUGAUUUGGGAUUUGGGAUUUUCAACAAAGCCAAGGUGUUUGAUACUAGAAUCUUAUCUCCCCUGAAUGUUGCCUUGCCCUCCUUGAUCUUUUUUUGUUGUUGGUUCGAUUGAAUUUGCAACUUACUUUAGAUGAUUUAUUUUUUCAAAAAAUGGGGGAUUUAAUUUCAUCUUUUGGAAUUCCUAUAUGCACUGUCUUCCCACACCACAAUUUCAUGAUAUCAUGCCCUGUUCUUUCUCUUAUCUUGUUCUGAUUUUCUGUGUUGCAAAAAGGAAAAGGGGCUUAAAUCGCCAAUAUUUUUUGAAUAAACUUAUAAUGCAUGAGAAUAUGAUUUUUUUUUCUGAACAGGGGUGGGAAAUUUAAAAAAAACAAAAUGGUGUGGCAGUAAAUCUCACAAACAAAAAACUAUGAAAUAAAGAAACAACACAAAGGUUUCUAAAAAUUCCAAAGAGGUC
Molecule: messenger RNA, 2219 nt
Organism: Triticum aestivum (bread wheat)
Lineage: Eukaryota; Viridiplantae; Streptophyta; Magnoliopsida; Poales; Poaceae
Exons: 4
Coding region: 41-718 (225 amino acids)
Molecular function (GO): RNA binding
Source: RefSeq, a predicted model, not a curated record